UACAAGGCGACACUCAGUGACACAGAGUAGAGGGACAACUACAGAACAUAUGUGAUGACCAUCCAAAGAGUUUUUAAAGAAGGUGCAGAUGAAGUAUCGCAAGGGUCGAAACGUCAUUUUCUUAAUCAUGGGAAAUGUCAGAACUCUCUGAGGUUGGAGAAGGGAAGAGAUUACUUCAUCUGGGGUAAAAAGGAGGAUCUCUGGGGACUGCCAUCUGUAUACUCCUAUAUCAUAGGCAGAGACACCUGGUUUGAAUGGUUCCCGAACUCAAAUGAUUGCCAGAAAUCUGAACAUACUUACCUCUGUGAAAAGGCCCAGCAGCUGGAAGAGGAUCUGGACUUUAAUGGAUGUGGGCUGUGA
This is a messenger RNA of Nanorana parkeri, 360 nucleotides long. Its product is annotated as complement C3-like. Gene Ontology annotation, molecular function: protein binding. The record is from RefSeq and is a predicted model, not a curated record. The coding region runs from base 55 to 360 and encodes 101 amino acids. Lineage: Eukaryota; Metazoa; Chordata; Amphibia; Anura; Dicroglossidae. The transcript is spliced from 3 exons.